AUGGCUCGUUGCUGCUGGGAUGCAGGCCGGGACAUGAUCAACCCCGGUUGGGUCACCUGGGUGAAGAGGUCUGAUGUUAAAAGACCCGUAACCCCCAGCGAUCCCAGGAACAUCACUGAUCUCUGGAUUUUCUCUCUCAGGAAGUCGGGAAGCAAACGGCAGCAGUAUGCUAGAUUCUCUACGUUUCUGCACCCAAGAAAACUCGACAGGUGGAGUCUCAGUGCGCUGCGUGUGGAGGCGUCUGUGUCCACGUCUGCAGCAUCACCUUGCGGCCUCUCACCUUUGCGAGUCAAGCAGAAACCCCGCCGACGCCGCCUCAGCAGCAGCAGCAGCAGCAGCGGUGCGAAGGUCAUCACCAGGCAGACGCCCACCACAGGAAGCAGGACGCGCAGGAGGCUCUCGUCGCUGUGCCGCCGCUCAGGAGCUGAAACUGCAGCAGAGGGAAACCACAGUUUGGCCUCGAAACAAACAGCCAGCAGCCCAAGUGAGUUCCAGGUGAUCGGCUCCACUCGGCCAAUAGCGGCGAUGGUGGGCGAUGACGUCACCCUGCCCUGCCACCUGGAGCCUGGGCUGGACGUGCGGCGCCUAACGGUGGAGUGGACCAGAGCCGACCUGCCGCCUGACCCCCGAGACAAACUCAACCGCAGGAAAUACGUCCACCUCUACCGCCACGGACAGGAGGACGCGCUCAUGAAGAACGUGCGGUACUCGGGCAGGACGCUGCUGUCCAGGCGGGGCCUGGUCCGCGGCGACAUGGCGCUCAAACUGACCAACGUGACGCUGCAGGACGCGGGGAAAUACCAAUGCUUCAUCCCCAAACUGAAGAACCGCGUGAAGGAGGCGCUCGUGCAGCUUGUUGUUGUUGAGCCAUUGCCACCAACUCCUGCUGAGAAAAUCACCACAGUGAAUCCGGAUGAGAAGGAAAAGCCGGACGGUAAAGGUGAGGUGUCGAGGCCGACUGCCUGGAUUGUGGCCGUCAUCGUCACAGUGGUGCUGAGCCUCACCGGCCUUUCCUUAUGUGUUGUCUGCUGUCAACGCACAAGGAAACAAGAAAAACAACCAGAUUAUGAAAGUGUAACUCAGCCGAUCAUUAAAGUCCAGUUCAAACCAGCAGCGCCUCACCCUCAAGUGAGUCGCUGCACCGACAUGAAGGAGCUUUCGUGGUGCCACAAACAUGCUGAUGGACUGAAUGACGCUGUGGUUUCUUGACGCCAAGCAGCGUCUUCUGGAAUAAACACACCUCCUGGACUGUGAGGAUGCAAAUCUCCUGUGACCUCGAAAAAAAAAAAUGGAUUUCAGUUUUUCCUCUUCCUAACCAUGCAUGCAGCUCCACAUUGGACAUUCAUCUUGAUUUAUGUGUUUUCUACGACCUGGAGACGGAGUUACCUUCACAUGUAGAAGAAGUGGAUCAGUGUCAUGGUGUAACUGAUGUGAAGCAGGUGUGUUUGAUUUGGUAUCAGGCCGGUCCUGAGUACAGACAUCACAGAUCGUUCUCAUCCAUUCCUCCUUUUUAAGUUUUCAGGAUCAAACAGGGCUCAGCAUCAACAGGAACCCUCUGAGUUUUUUAUUUGAUUUCAUGUGAUGCCUGAGGGUUUUUUUUCCCAAUUCUGCAAUCAAAGGUGCAGUAUGUAAAGUUGUGUUGAAGUGAGAACACUAGACUCAGCGGACAAAAAAAGACAAACGGAAUAAGCAGGAAAAGUUGGGUCUGUGUGCGUCUCAUUGUCGGCUUGAGUUGUUGAUAAAUUAAAGGCUAAUAAGUGUAUUUUUUGGUCAGUGGAGUCAAAGCGGCCCUAAGUUCUUCCCCUUAAAGUUACUUACAUGAGAAGGUUCCACUUAAACGAGAGUAUCAUCUGCAUAUAAAAUGACACGAUUUGACACGUAUUUAGGGUUCAGACGUGUCUUUGUGUAGAUUUCCUGCAUCUGCACAAGAGUCUGAACUUGGCAUCAAGUAAGAGUGAGGUUCUAUGCUGGGAUUGGUGGAUCACUGGAGGAUAUUUGCAUGCAGGAAGUCAAGGAAAUGUACAUAAACGCAGAAGUUUGAAUGCUUCAGUGUAAGUGAUUUCAAUUUACGCUCACUUAAAAAUGCACUUAAGAACAUCUUGUUUGAACCAUUUCUCCGUCUUUGUAUGAAAUGUCUGCAACCAAAUUGCCCUUAGGAAAUGAAGAAAUACUGAUUCUGAUUUUGCCAGAUCUGAAGGAUGUUAAAGUUGUCUGGCAAAACCACGAUAAGCUCAGGCUCAAGUGCCGCACCUUUUUAAAUUGUUUAGUGUACACAGCACACUCUGGAAAUGUGUUUUACACCUCAGAGAGUUGGAUGAUGCUCUAAUCCAGAAUGAUUUAUAAUGAAAAUUAUAGAAGACGUGUUAAUCCAUGGAUCACCAUCACAGGCAGGGAAGUAGACGUCUCAGUUUAUAAUCGUAAAUGUGAGAUAUGUGAGGAGGUAUUAUGCAGUUGAAAGUAUUAGCAGUUUUUGGUGGUAGCUUGCCUUGCCUUGCCUGCUUUGUUCUAACAUGUUGUGAUGUGUUUUUGACUUGAGAGGUUGCUUAGACGUUUUAUAAAAAUAUUUAUAAAAAGACCUUUAUGUUAUUUGUUAAUUUAUAUUUUAGAUUUUUAGAUGUUUAGUCAUUUUUCUAAUCUGUUUUGAUGUCUCCGGGUCUCUUUUUAUUCUGUUGCUCUGAGGCUCUCACUGACUGUAACUGUAAUGAUAAGAUUACACAAAUAGUUCAUAAAAAAUACAACCCAUAGAUUUAAAAAAAAAAAAAAAAACGUAAAUGGGUGUAAAAGCACUAUUGAAAUGUGAAUGCUUGAAUAUUUCGUUCAUUGGAAU
Messenger RNA from Myripristis murdjan (pinecone soldierfish), 2827 nucleotides. RefSeq lists its product as uncharacterized. Lineage: Eukaryota; Metazoa; Chordata; Actinopteri; Holocentriformes; Holocentridae. The record is from RefSeq and is a predicted model, not a curated record. The coding region runs from base 1 to 1209 and encodes 402 amino acids. Gene Ontology annotation, biological process: regulation of cytokine production; T cell receptor signaling pathway. Gene Ontology annotation, cellular component: external side of plasma membrane. The transcript is spliced from 7 exons. Gene Ontology annotation, molecular function: signaling receptor binding.